GAGCAGGAGAGCAGGAACACAGAGAGAUACAAAAAGGGGGAGAGAGAGGAAGUUUGAACCCUCCAACGGUUGACGAUGGGGAGGGGAAAGUUCAAGGGCAAGCCAACGGGUCGAAGGCACUUCUCUACUCCCGAAGAGAUGCUCGCUGGUACUUCAACUCGUCCUCGCACUUUUAAACAGGCAGAAGCCAAAGAUGAGGAAGAAGAGGAGGAAGAAACUGAAGAAUCUGAAGAGGAAUCAGAUGCAGAACCUGAGAAGCAAAAAGGAACCCAGGGUAUUAUUGAGAUUCAGAAUCCUAAUCUGGUGAAACCAAAGAAUUUGAAAGCUAGGGAUGUUGAUACUGAAAAACCAACUGAACUAUCUAGGCGUGAAAGGGAGGAGAUAGAGAAACAAACAGCUCAUGAACGAUAUAUGAGGCUGCAGGAACAAGGAAAAACAGAACAAGCAAAAAAAGAUUUAGAGCGUUUGUCCAUGAUACGCCAACAAAGGGCAGAGGCUGCAAAGAAACGUGAGGAAGAGAAGCAUGCCAAAGAGCAGAAGAAAGCUGAAACUCGCAAAUGACGUGGGAAAUGUAAUGAAAAGCCUAUCUAGAAGAAGUUCCUCAUCCCCCCCCCCCCCCCACAAGAA
Telopea speciosissima is the source of this 627-nucleotide messenger RNA. RefSeq names its product 28 kDa heat- and acid-stable phosphoprotein-like. Gene Ontology annotation, molecular function: RNA binding. The record is from RefSeq and is a predicted model, not a curated record. The transcript has 8 exons. NCBI's taxonomy places the organism in Eukaryota, Viridiplantae, Streptophyta, Magnoliopsida, Proteales, Proteaceae. Gene Ontology annotation, cellular component: cytosol. Bases 76 to 561 code for a protein of 161 amino acids.